UCACAUGCUCACAAUGACUCAUCACAGGUGCAGGAUCCUGCGCACACCUGAGAUAUGCAUCUAAUAUUUCGCCGGCACACCUCGAACGCCUCACUAAGAACUAAGCGUGCACACGUACGUGUUUCGUGCACACACAAUCGCCACUGAUACAGGAGUGACCAGACAGGAAGAUGCAUCGUGUGUGGUGUCACCCUGCAGCAGUAGUGACCGUAAUCCUGUUAACUGCUGUAGCAGUGACAACGGGCACUGGAACGCUAAGCACUAUAAAUUCUGUUAAGGUCCUAAAAAAUCCGGAUUACCAUAGGGUGGACGGCAAGUUCCAAGACUGCGCAGAGCUUUACAAGCACAACUACACAGAACCCGGCAUUUAUGUUAUCUAUCCGCAAAACUACCGAACCAAGGUGCAAUGUCAGAACGGCUUCACGAUAGUGCAGCAGCGCAUUAAAGGCAAGGUGAACUUCCAAGUGGGCUGGAAGAGCUACCGAAACGGGUUCGGAUCACCCAGUGGCGAUUUCUGGGCCGGGCUCCAGACGAUACACAAUCUCGUUGGGGCAGGUAACACAAAGCUGCUCAUCACGCUACAGGACUGGAAUGGAUUCACUGGUUUUGCACUGUACAAUUACUUCAGCAUUGGUCCAGAGUCUGACAGAUACCGGCUGAGUGUGGCCGGAUUCAGCGGAAGCGUAACCGACGACUUCAGCUAUCACAAUGGCAUGAUAUUUGCCACCUGGGACAAGUCGGAUUACAAUGGCUGUGCCAUCAACCAGAGAGCAGGCUGGUGGUACAACUACUGCGCUUACGCACUGCUCAACGGCAAAUACUACAAUGGAGGCUACUACCCUCCACCAGGGCAAUUUUUCGACGGCAUGUACUGGAAGGACUGGUUCGGGUAUAACUACUCACUGAGAUAUAUCAGCAUGGCAUUGAUGAGUGGCUAAUUAAGUGAUUCCUCAUAGCAGAGAAACCACCGUAACACAAGGCAGCUUAUGGGCAUUAUUGGAGAUAAACACAGCAUUGUCAGGCCCGUAGGGAAGCGGGGUGCGACGGGUGCAACGGGUGCGCCCCCCCCCCAGGCUGCGAAGGUCCAUUUUUUGUGGACCAACGAUUUAAAAGAAAGUGAAUUAAUAAAAGACACACUACUGAAAGAUUAUCAGCAGCAAACCUCGUGAAUAAUACGGAUUUACAACUUUAUUUCUAUUUUUGUUCUUUUUAAAUAGUGACAUUGACAUUGUUAUUCUCUAAAAUUGUAAAAUACAUGUUACA
Priapulus caudatus is the source of this 1263-nucleotide messenger RNA. RefSeq names its product angiopoietin-related protein 2-like. NCBI's taxonomy places the organism in Eukaryota, Metazoa, Priapulida, Priapulimorpha, Priapulimorphida, Priapulidae. The transcript is spliced from 5 exons. The record is from RefSeq and is a predicted model, not a curated record. Bases 171 to 938 code for a protein of 255 amino acids.